Messenger RNA from Malaya genurostris, 4008 nucleotides. RefSeq names its product ATP-dependent RNA helicase DHX8 (gene pea). The coding region runs from base 164 to 3916 and encodes 1250 amino acids. Gene Ontology annotation, molecular function: RNA binding; ATP binding; RNA helicase activity. NCBI's taxonomy places the organism in Eukaryota, Metazoa, Arthropoda, Insecta, Diptera, Culicidae. The transcript has 4 exons. Gene Ontology annotation, biological process: mRNA splicing, via spliceosome; spliceosomal complex disassembly. Gene Ontology annotation, cellular component: intracellular anatomical structure; catalytic step 2 spliceosome. The record is from RefSeq and is a predicted model, not a curated record.
AAGUCGAACAGUUCGCCUCAAACUGAACGUAAACAUUUAAUUGUAUGGAAAACGCAUUCGGAACUGUUUUUCAAACUAUUAUUGAAGUUUUCUAGAAAAUGCAUUCAAAAUUAUCUGAUUGAUACUAGGUUUAAUUAGGUAAGCUCAUAAAUAUUUUGGCAAUAUGGAUGAACUAGAGCAGCUUGAGCACCUUUCGUUGGUGUCUAAAAUUUGCACUGAAUUGGAAAAUCAUCUUGGCCUAAAUGACAAAGACCUUGCUGAAUUUAUCAUCGAUUUGGCGGAUAAGAAUCCUUCACUGGAUGCUUUUAAACGAGUGCUAGGAGAAAAUGGUGCCGAAUUUUCCGAAUCUUUCACGGCUAAUUUACUGCGGAUCAUUCAACUUAUGAAACCGCCGAAAAAUACGAAAGGUGGUGAAAAUGUUCCCUCCUUCGAGGACGAUGAUCACGUGGGUGGUUUAGCUAUGAAAUUUCCCGGACUGGCGAUACCAAACGCAAAACCUGGAUAUGAGUCGAAUGAAGAGGAUGACAAGUAUGAGGAUCGCAAGAAGAAAAAGCUUAAUGUAGUAGACGACAUGUUUGCUGAAUUGGAAAAUAUGGCACCGAGUUCAUCGAAAGUAGACAGUAGCAAGACUCGUGAGCAACAAGAAGUAGAGAACAUGUUUGCCGAACUAGAAAGUCUUGCUCCAACGCCUGCAGUAAACAAAAGAGAUAAUGUGGAUAGGAAUCGAGAUAGACGCAGCAGAUCGCGGGAUAGAAAGAGAAGUAGAUCUAGAGAACGUAAACGAAGUAAAUCAAGGGAUAGACGUAGAAGUAGGUCAAGAGAUCGAGAUCGUAAAAGAAGGUCAAGAACCCGGCACAGAUCACGAUCUCGCGAUAGAAAACAAAGAAGGAAAAGCAGAUCAAGGAGUAGAGAUCGUGACCGUUAUUUAAGACGAAGUCGUAGCAGAUCCAGAGAUCGCCAUAGGAGAGGUCGAAGCCGUUCAAGAGAGUUCGAGCGGCGUAAGCGGACACCACCUCCUCAGAUGCCGGAAGAGCCAGAGCCAGGAAAAAUUUAUGACGGGAGAGUUGUAAAUAUUGUCGCUUUCGGAUGUUUCGUGCAGCUUACGGGGUUUCGUAGGAAAAAAGAAGGCUUAGUUCACAUUUCGCAACUAUCGGCAGAAGGCCGGGUAAGCAGUGUAACAGAUGUAACGAACCGUGGAGAUAACGUAAAAGUUAAGGUGAUUUCGAUUGCUGGAGGCAAGAUAUCUCUCUGCAUGAAAGACGUAGAUCAGUCUUCUGGAAGAGAUCUGAAUCCGCUGUCGCACGCCCAUCUUCAGGAAAAUAGUGAUCUUGCGAGUCGAAAUCCGGACCGGCCAAUGACUGUUCCGUCUAUGCUUAACUUUCAAGACAACGGAGAUCCAAUGGAAGAAACGUCUCGUAAAAAGGUUACACGAAUUUCCAGCCCGGAACGUUGGGAAAUAAAACAAAUGAUCUCGUCUGGAGUGAUUGACCGUAGUGAAAUGCCCGAUUUUGACGAAGAAACUGGUUUGCUGCCGAAAGAUGAGGACAGUGAAGCAGACAUCGAAAUUGAAAUCGUCGAAGAUGAGCCACCCUUCCUGCAGGGACAUGGUCGAGCGCUACAUGAUUUGUCACCGGUUCGAAUAGUGAAAAAUCCUGACGGUUCUCUGGCACAAGCGGCUAUGAUGCAGUCGGCCCUAGCCAAGGAACGGCGGGAACAGAAAAUGCUUCAGCGUGAACAAGAAAUGGAUGCCGUGCCAACGAAUAUGAGUAAAAACUGGAUCGAUCCAUUGCCGGAGGAGGAUACGCAAUCACAUGGUGCCAAUACGCGAGGUGUCGGCAUGACCAUGCAGGAUGUUCCGGAAUGGAAGAAAGCCAUUAUAGGAGGUAAAAAAUCAUCGUAUGGCAAAAAGACUGAUAUGAGUCUUGUCGAGCAACGGCAGUCUCUUCCGAUCUACAAGUUGAGGGAUGAUUUGAUUAAGGCCGUUACGGACAAUCAAAUUCUGAUAGUAAUUGGCGAAACUGGUUCGGGAAAGACCACUCAAAUCACGCAGUAUCUUGCCGAGUGUGGGUUCGUGGCAAGAGGUAAGAUCGGUUGCACACAACCGCGUCGUGUCGCUGCCAUGUCCGUUGCGAAGCGAGUUGCCGAAGAAUACGGCUGUAGGCUGGGACAAGAAGUAGGGUACACUAUACGUUUCGAAGAUUGCACCAGCCAGGAAACGGUUAUCAAGUACAUGACAGAUGGUAUGUUGCUACGAGAAUGUCUGGUCGAUUUCGACCUGAAAUCCUACUCGGUCAUCAUGCUGGACGAAGCGCACGAACGGACUAUUCAUACGGAUGUAUUGUUUGGACUUUUGAAGCAAGCUGUACAAAAACGACCGGAAUUGAAACUGAUCGUAACUUCGGCAACACUCGAUGCGGUGAAGUUUUCGCAGUAUUUUUUCGAAGCGCCGAUUUUUACCAUUCCUGGACGCACGUUUCCAGUCGAAAUUCUUUACACGAAAGAACCGGAAACGGAUUAUUUGGAUGCUUCUUUGAUCACGGUUAUGCAAAUUCAUCUGCGUGAACCACCUGGCGACGUCUUGCUGUUUCUCACUGGACAAGAAGAGAUCGAUACCGCAUGUGAGAUUCUGUACGAAAGAAUGAAAUCGCUGGGGCCAGAUGUUCCUGAGUUAAUCAUUCUACCGGUGUAUUCUGCUCUUCCAUCCGAAAUGCAAACAAGAAUUUUCGAUCCAGCUCCUCCGGGAAGUCGAAAAGUUGUCAUAGCUACUAACAUUGCCGAAACGUCGCUCACAAUCGACGGGAUCUACUACGUGGUCGAUCCGGGUUUCGUUAAGCAAAAAGUGUACAAUUCUAAAACCGGAAUGGACUCUCUGGUGGUAACGCCGAUCUCGCAGGCCGCUGCCAAACAGAGAGCCGGUCGUGCUGGCCGAACUGGUCCGGGAAAGGCCUAUCGGUUGUACACAGAAAGAGCGUAUCGAGACGAAAUGUUACCUACGCCGGUUCCAGAAAUCCAACGUACAAAUUUGGCUACGACUGUGCUGCAACUUAAGACUAUGGGAAUUAAUGAUUUGUUGCAUUUUGAUUUUAUGGAUGCCCCUCCGGUGGAAUCAUUGGUCAUGGCUUUGGAACAGCUUCACUCCUUAUCUGCACUGGAUAACGAAGGUUUGUUAACGCGCUUGGGUCGGCGGAUGGCCGAGUUUCCGUUAGAACCAAAUCUGUCCAAAAUGCUCAUCAUGUCGGUUGCUCUGCAAUGUUCCGACGAAAUUUUAACGAUUGUGUCAAUGCUAUCGGUUCAGAACGUAUUCUACAGACCGAAAGAUAAACAAGCGUUGGCUGACCAAAAGAAAGCCAAGUUCAACCAGAUCGAGGGAGACCAUCUAACACUGCUAGCUGUAUACAACAGUUGGAAAAAUAACAAAUUUUCCAAUGCUUGGUGUUACGAAAACUUUGUCCAGAUAAGAACCUUGAAGCGGGCUCAAGACGUUCGGAAACAACUGCUAGGCAUUAUGGAUAGGCAUAAAUUGGAUGUGGUAUCAGCGGCUAAAAACACAGUUCGUGUUCAGAAGACGAUUUGCUCCGGUUUCUUCAGAAAUGCUGCUAAGAAAGAUCCCCAGGAAGGAUACCGAACGCUUGUCGAUUCACAGGUGGUUUACAUUCAUCCAUCGAGUGCAUUAUUCAACCGACAACCGGAGUGGGUUGUUUAUCACGAACUGGUCCAAACCACAAAAGAAUACAUGCGAGAAGUGACAACCAUCGAUCCGAAAUGGCUAGUGGAAUUUGCACCAGCUUUCUUCCGAUUCUCCGAUCCAACGAAACUGAGCAAAUUCAAGAAAAAUCAACGGUUGGAGCCGCUCUAUAAUAAGUAUGAAGAACCAAAUGCCUGGCGGAUCAGUCGUACUCGAAGAAGGCGGAACUAGUCGGGCAAUCAUCGCAGCAAAGUUGUCACUACACGUUUAUGCCAUGUGCGCAUACGGAUAAUAUAUCUAACGAAACAUUUUAUUAUAUCUCA